Molecule: messenger RNA, 585 nt
Organism: Quercus lobata
Lineage: Eukaryota; Viridiplantae; Streptophyta; Magnoliopsida; Fagales; Fagaceae
Exons: 1
Coding region: 1-585 (194 amino acids)
Source: RefSeq, a predicted model, not a curated record
AUGUCAGUGGGCAGGCUCCUGCCUGAAGCCGAUGACAGGGAAUCUAAAAGGGCUCGAGCGAGUCUCACGCCCUUAAUCGGAUUCUCGGAUGAGGACAAACUGGGAACCCUUCAACCCCACGACGACGCCCUAGUCGUCACGCUCAGAAUUGGGGGUUAUGACGUGAAGAGGGUGCUAGUUGACCAAGGCAGCGCCGUGGAAGUAAUGUAUCCCGACUUGUAUAAAGGAUUGAACCUGAAGCCAGAGGACCUGUCGGCAUACGACUCCUCUUUGGUUAGUUUUGAAGGAAAAACAGUUACCCUGAAAGGCAUGAUCAGGCUGCCUGUACAAACAGACUCAGACGUGGUGGAAGUGAACUUCAUUGUGGUAGAUGCGUACUCCCCCUACACAGCCAUCGUGGCCCGCCCGUGGCUUCAUGCACUAGGGGCUGUGUCGUCAACCUUACACCAAAAAGUGAAGUAUCCGUCAGGAGGUCGAGUGAAAGAAAUAAUAGGGAAUCAGGUGAUGGCCCGGCAAUGCAUCGUGUCAGCAAUCUCACGACGACCAAACAGUGAGCCCUCCACCUCAGCCGAGAAGGGCUUAUAG